Molecule: messenger RNA, 1083 nt
Organism: Magnolia sinica
Lineage: Eukaryota; Viridiplantae; Streptophyta; Magnoliopsida; Magnoliales; Magnoliaceae
Product: aquaporin TIP4-1
Exons: 3
Coding region: 100-852 (250 amino acids)
Biological process (GO): water transport; transmembrane transport
Cellular component (GO): membrane
Molecular function (GO): water channel activity
Source: RefSeq, a predicted model, not a curated record
AGGCAGAGAACGGAGUGCCGAGGAGAAGAAACUCUAGUUAAAAAAAAAAUCGCCGAGUAAUCCAGUCUUUCUCCGAUCUUUUCCUUGUCAGAGAGAGAGAUGCCGAAGAUCGCGUUGGGAAGCAGGCAGGAGGCGGCCCAGCUGGACUGCGUCCGCGCCGUGGUUGCGGAACUCAUCUGCACCUUCCUCUUCGUUUUCGCGGGAGUGGGAGCGGCCAUGGCAGCUGAAAAGAUGAUUGGAGGAGCUGAGUCGAUCAUGGGGUUAACUGCUGUUGCUGUGGCCCACGCAUUAGUAGUGGCUGUGAUGAUCUCAGCGGCUCUGCACAUAUCGGGUGGUCAUCUUAAUCCGGCGGUUACGCUGGGCUUAGCCGUUGGGGGCUACAUAACCAUAUUUCGAUCCAUUCUCUAUUGGAUCGCUCAGAUUAUCGGCUCUACACUCGCCUGCCUUCUGCUCAAGUAUUUAACUGGAGGGUUGGCUACUCCAGUUCACACACUCGCUAGUGGGGUGGGGUUUGUCCAAGGAAUUAUCAUGGAGAUCGUUCUCACAUUCUCUCUGUUGUUCACUGUCUACGCUACAAUGGUUGACCCCAAAAAGCUGAUUCCUGUAGGGCUGGGUCCCAUGCUUGUUGGGUUUGUGGUGGGGGCCAAUAUCUUAGCUGGUGGGCCCUUCUCAGGGGCAUCCAUGAACCCUGCAAGGUCAUUUGGGCCUGCAUUGGCUAGCUGGGAUUGGACAGAUCAUUGGGUCUAUUGGGUGGGGCCCCUUGUUGGUGGAGGUCUUGCUGGCCUUAUCUAUGAGCAUUUCUUCACCAUAAAAACUCAUGUUCCUCUCCCAAGAGAGGAAGACGCUUUCUAAUGAUAAUCUCUCUCUCUAUCAUGUUGCAUCUGGUUGUAGGGGAUGUUGUUGAGAGUGUAUGUGGGUUUUCUUUCUUCCUUUUAGGUAUGCUUGUGUACUUAAAACUUAUGUAGGUUGGGCGCUUCUAUCUUAUAUUUAAUUUGGUUAUUAUUGUAUGCUUAACCUCUAUGCACUCAAGUUAAAAGGUGAGUUAUUUAAUCAUGAUGACAUAAAGAUGCUGUUUAUAUGGCA